AUGGCGGAUAAAAGGCACUCGACAACCGAUCCAUCCUGCCGAGGGGCUGGUUCAAGAAGUGGCCUUCCACGCCGGACCUGGCUCGACCGAGAGCCGACCACAAUUCAUACCAUCCGUCCCGGUCCGAUGGAGGCGCCUCGGAGUGCAGGCACAACUCGGCCCGCCCGUUUCAGACUUCUCCGAGAGGUCAGGUCACUCGGAGCGCAAUAUUUCGCGGCCCCAAUCGGGCGAAUAGGCCGGACCUGCCGAAGCACAGCCUCGCUGCCAGAACAAAACAAGCACCCAUACACACACACACACAAAAACACACAUAGACUCGGACUACAAGUGCAGGGUUUAAGAGAGAAGGGCACGAGCGAGUGCGCAGCCUCGACAACUCAACCGCCCAACCUGACCUCGAGGCGAAAGUGA
This is a messenger RNA of Protopolystoma xenopodis, 411 nucleotides long. The record is from the annotation of a GenBank genome assembly. Lineage: Eukaryota; Metazoa; Platyhelminthes; Monogenea; Polystomatidea; Polystomatidae.